Messenger RNA from Puccinia graminis f. sp. tritici CRL 75-36-700-3, 948 nucleotides. RefSeq lists its product as uncharacterized. Bases 1 to 948 code for a protein of 315 amino acids. Lineage: Eukaryota; Fungi; Basidiomycota; Pucciniomycetes; Pucciniales; Pucciniaceae. The record is from RefSeq and is a predicted model, not a curated record. The transcript is spliced from 2 exons.
AUGUCUCAAGCAAACCGAACUCGUGCAAGUAACUUCACCCCUGUCAAAGAUGAACAACUGGCCCGUAGCUGGAUUGAAGUGUCGGAGGAUGUACUGAUUAAUAACUCGCAGACAAUGGGAUCAUUCUGGGAAAGAGUACAGGCCCAAUUCAAAGAACUCUCAGGAAAGGAAAAGGAGACCAAAACUCUAUCAAACCGUUGGGACUUGCUUCGGAAAGCGACCAUGAAGUUUUCAGCACAUUACAACAAGAUCAAAGACCAUCCUCCCUCUGGAUCUGCCCCCACCGACUAUCUCAAGUUAGCUAAAAAGUCUUACUACGAGGAAACCCAAAAGGUCUUUACAUACGACUCAGCUUGGUCCAUCCUGUACACACAUGCAAAGUGGCAGGAUGCGAGGGGUAAUCGCAAAAAAACUCAGCCAACUUCAGAAGCUCCGCCAACGUCCGAUCCCGUACCACUACCACAAACCUCAACACAAGAAAACACACCUGUCGGCAACCUGGAAUCUCAAGGGGACGAUCCAACCGAAGUUUGUCCAAUUGGGAUUAAGAGUGCCAAAAGGAAAGAAGCCGAGAUUCUACUUGCUCAAAAGAAAGUCAGGCUUCUUGAAAAAAACUCUGCCGAGGGCUCCAAACGAAUUGCCCAGCUCGAUCGUGCCAAUGAACUACAAGAAGAAACGAAUCGAAUUCAAAAGGAGCGGGCCCAUGACUUACAUCUCCAAAAUGAGAUGGCCAUCAUGGACAAGGACCUCAGCCGGCUUGAUGAAUACGCUCAAGAAUUCUACCUCAGCAAAAAAAAGGAGAUCAUCGACAACAUGCGAAGACGAGAUGCUGCCAAACAAGCCAAUGAGAAUCCAGCUCAAUCGACCUUGCAAUCCAAUGAAACCCAAAGCCAGGACAACAAUGACGAGGAUCAUACAAUUGAUCCAUUAUUAGAUGAAUUGCAAUAG